Telopea speciosissima is the source of this 1715-nucleotide messenger RNA. RefSeq names its product heavy metal-associated isoprenylated plant protein 37-like. Lineage: Eukaryota; Viridiplantae; Streptophyta; Magnoliopsida; Proteales; Proteaceae. Gene Ontology annotation, molecular function: metal ion binding. The record is from RefSeq and is a predicted model, not a curated record. The transcript is spliced from 3 exons. Bases 326 to 1498 code for a protein of 390 amino acids.
CUCGUCCAUCUCUCUUUUACCCCCUCACCUCCACUGUCUCCUGUCUCUUAUUUUGAGAUUUUUCUCUUUUGUUUUGGUGUUGUUUUGUACUUGGCAUCCUGCUCAGUGAAAGUGUUUUUUUUUUUCUUUUAUUUAGAGUUUUUAAUUGUUAAACCUUAAGACCCCCCAUGUGGGUUUGGUUGGUUUUUUUGCUGAUAAGAACAAGUGAGGAAGAAAAAUCUGUUCAAAAACUUCCCACACAACCCUUUUCACCACCAUUGUUUUCCCUUCUUUUUCCUCUUUUUGCGCAGAGUGAUAGUUAGAUCCUAAGCAGACAACUGAAGAAAUGACUAAAGAUGAAGACUUUAAGCUUCUCAAGAUCCAGACGUGUGUUCUCAAAGUGAACAUACAUUGUGAUGGAUGCAAGCAGAAAGUGAAGAAACUCCUGCAGAAAAUUGAGGGUGUUCUCAAAGUAAAUAUAGAUGCAGAACAACAAAAGGUCACAGUCUCAGGAAGUGUCGAUCCUGCAACUUUGAUUAAGAAGCUGAUGAGAUCAGGUAAACAUGCAGAGCUUUGGUCGGCAAAAUCCAACCACAACCAGAAACAGCAGCAGCAAGCUCAUUGCAUCAAAGAUAACAAGAAUGGCCAAAACCAAAAGCAGGGUCUGAUGAAGGGUCUCCAGGCCUUCAAAAACCAGCAUAAGCACCCAGCAUUCAGUUCUGAAGAUGAUGAAUUCGACUGUGAUGAUGAUGAUGACGACGAAGAUGAUUUUGAAGAAGAGUUACGGUUGUUCCAACAGAAAGCUAACCAUAUGGGUUUGCUCAAUCAGCAGGCCAAUAUGGUAGCCAAUGCCAAGAAGAAUGGUUCAGGGGCCACACACAACAACGGAAAAAUGAACAAUGGUGGAAACGGGCAAGCUGGAAAGAAAGGUGGUGGAGGCAAUGGCGGAGGAAACCCUAACCAAAAUAUGGGUAUGGAUCAGAAGGUCAUGGCAGCAGCUGCUGCCAAGAUGAAUAAUGCCCAUUUGAAUGGUGGCCAUGUAAAUGCUGGUGAAGCUAAAAAAGGAAAUGAAAUCACUGCCAUGUUAGCAGGACUAAAUGGCCAUGGAGCUGGUGUUGGCCUUGGAGGGAAUGGGUUAGGAUUUCAAGCCCAGAUGAACAAUGGCUUCCAGGGGUCUUCUGCUGGAUUCCCAGCUGCUGCUGCUGCUGCUGGGUAUGCAGCAGGUGGGCACCAGCCAUCAGCCAUGAUGAACAACUUGCAGGGUUACCAGUUUAAUCAUCCAUCAGUGAUGAAUAUGCAGAACAGGAAUAACAUGAACUUGAUGAUGAAUGAGGCAAAGUAUAUGCAGCCCCAGAUGAUGUAUAACAGAUCUCCUAGCAUCGCUCCCAGCACUGGCUAUUACUACAACAACUACUACACUCCAUUCCCCUACCCAAGCUCCCAACCAGACAACAAUGGUGCUGAUUCUGCCGCCCAUAUGUUCAGUGAUGAAAACCCAAACAGCUGUGUUGUUAUGUAAAGAAAAUGUUAUUCAUUUGAGAAACCAAAGAGGAGGGAAGAGGACAAGUGCUAUAUUAUUAUUAUUAUUAGCUGGUAGGCAAUAUUAAAACAGUGCUGUUUUGAUGGAGGGAGGUAUAUGGAUAUGCCUCUGAGUGAUGAAUCUUCUUCUUUAGUUUUAAAAGUAUAAGUUGUUUGUAAAGAUGUUUUUAUCCCUCUUUGCAAAUGUGUUUGUUUGU